This is a messenger RNA of Puntigrus tetrazona (Sumatra barb), 3127 nucleotides long. RefSeq names its product actin related protein 5 (gene actr5). Gene Ontology annotation, biological process: regulation of DNA-templated transcription. NCBI's taxonomy places the organism in Eukaryota, Metazoa, Chordata, Actinopteri, Cypriniformes, Cyprinidae. Bases 64 to 1851 code for a protein of 595 amino acids. The record is from RefSeq and is a predicted model, not a curated record. The transcript is spliced from 9 exons. Gene Ontology annotation, cellular component: Ino80 complex; cytoplasm.
AACGACACAGUGGAUAGUGCCGAAGAAGAGAGAGAGUUUAGUGUACGGUUGUUGCUUACUACCAUGAGUAAUAAACGCAGUGUUUACACUUUCGAUGAUUACAAAUGUUCACCCGAUCCGGUAUUCACAGUGGAGAGGGAAUGCCUGGAGCCAUGUCCGGCGCCGAUAGUAGUAGAUAACGGCUCGUUCCAAUGUCGCGCGGGUUGGGCGUGUGGUGUUUCUCAGUUGGAUCAGCCGCGGCUCGUGUUCAGGUCAGUAGCGGCGCGCAGCAGAGGAGCCGCUCGCAAUGGCGCGCACGUGGGAAAUGACAUCCCCAACCUCGAGCCGCUGCGCUGGACUUUCAAGAGCGCGUUCGACCGCAACUUGGUGGUUAAUUUUGACAUACAGGAGCUCAUCUUUGACUACGUUUUCAUGCACCUCGGAAUAAACACCCAGGGUCAUGUGGAUCAUCCUGUGGUCAUUACCGAGCCACCCUGUAACCCUCUUCACUGCAGACAGAUGAUGUCUGAGCUUCUCUUUGAGUGUUAUGGAGUACCACGGGUGGCUUAUGGUGUGGACAGUUUAUACAGCUUCUAUUAUAACAAUCUCAGUGAUGGAGCAGAUCUGGCCUCUACAGGACUUGUCGUGUCAUCAGGGUAUCACUGCUCCCAUGUGCUGCCCAUCAUCAACGGCAGGCUGGAUGCUUCAAAUUGUAAGCGUGUGAAUUUGGGUGGAGGUCAGGCUGCAGCAUACCUUCAGAGACUGCUGCAGCUGAAAUACCCAGCAAACCAGACUGCCAUCACACUGAGCCGGAUGGAGGAGCUGCUGCAUCAGCACAGCUACGUUGCACAAGACUAUCAGCAUGAGCUGGAGAAGUGGCGAAGUCCGAACUUUUAUGAGAGGGAAGUUCACCGUGUGCAGCUGCCAUUUUCAGGGCGGGCAGCUGGCGUUUGUGUGAGCCUCGAGGAGAGGAAUGAGAGGAAAGCGCAACAGCUCCGACGUCUACAGGAAAUCAACACUCGCCGGAGAGAAGAGAAAUUACAAGAAGACCAGAAACGACUGGAAAUGCUUCUGUCUGUGCAGGAGCUGCUGGAGGAUGGCUCUCUGGAACUAUUUCACAGAAGUCUGGUGGAGCUCAACAUGGACUCAGCGGAGGAGCUUCAAUCUUACAUCCAUAAACUCAGCAUGAGUGUGGAACAGAACAGACUCAUGAAGACUGAGCCUGCAGAGGUGGAUCAACCUGCAGAAGAUGGGAGUGAAAUGGUAUCAGAUUUAAAUCAGGAAAAUGAUGAGCCAGAAAAAACUACCAGUGCUAUUCAGCCAUUGUUUAACAAGGCAGAGUAUCAUCAGCUGUUCAUGGGCACAGAGCGUCUGCGUGUGCCAGAGAUCUUAUUCCAGCCAUCUUUAAUUGGAGACGAGCAGAUGGGCCUGAUGGAGACAAUGCAGUUUGUUCUGGAACAGUACCCGCCUGAACAGCAGGAGGCACUUGUGAAGAAUGUGUUUUUAACUGGAGGAAACCUGCAGUACCCGGGACUAAAAGAAAGAGUGCAGAGAGACCUGCUCGCAAUCAGACCCUUCCAGUCACAUUUUAAGGUGUCUCUGGCAAGACGGCCAGCUCUGGACGCUUGGUUUGGGGCAUGUGAAUGGGCGUUAAAGAACCCUGCUGAAGCUCAGGGCUGGAUCAGCCGUCAUGAUUAUGAGGAGAACGGAGGGGAAUAUCUUAAAGAGCACUGUGCCUCAAACAUCUUCAUACCUAUGAAGCUCAAUAAACCAUUAGCCAUAAAACAAACACUCAUGGGAAAAUGCUUGACAGACAUGAGCCUUCCUGACACCACCAGCAAUGACAAGGACAGUGAUAUUACCCUGUCCUAGUUUAAAAUGUUGUCAGGAUUAACAGAGACUUCUAACAGUUUGGACCUUUGAUGCUUCAUGGCAUUUUUGUAGCCAUCAACACUUUUGUACAGUUGACAUGUAUAUUUGACAAUGUUGUUUAGUGUGAGAGAGUGUCUGUGUUUUUACUGGUGUAUAAAGAGAAUUUUGCAUUUACAAACUAUCAAAGCAAUGAGCAGCAGAAAUAAUUUCAUUUUUCAAUUUGUCUGGACAAUGUACACAUGCUGUUCUGAGAUCAGGGUGUGUACGAUCAUGAAAAACCUGGAAAAGUCAUAGAAUUUUUAAACGAUAUUUUCUAAAACUUUCUGGGUUGAUUUAUUUUUCCUAAAAUCUAUAUUACAUUGUGGGAAUGCGCAAAGGCUAUGUCUCAUACUCAUUCUCACAGCCUUUGACUUGAAAGUGAUGGAUGUUCAAACGUAAUCCGUAGCUUAGGGCAGGGCUAUUCAGUUGUCUUCAGGCUUGAGGGAAGAGUAUACGCAGGUCGCACUAAUUAAGGCACUAAUUAGUAAUUAAUUUGUCUAAAAGUUGGCAAAACUGGUCCUUACUGUUGUUUUGCAACCAUUAAAGAAAAGGAUGACAGACACAACAACAAUCUGCCGGAGACCUCGACAUCAGUAAAUGGCUGCGCUAACAAGUUAAUUUUCAUUACUUUAAGCUAACAAGAUAAUUAUCAUAUGUAGUCUGAAAAACUGCGUUCGGGUGUAUUCAGGUCUUUUCCCAAAACGGUGUAGGCGUACUACUGUUUCGAGUUCAAUUUUGUGUGCAAUGGCAAAAUUAUAUUUUGAUUUGGGUUUUUUUUAAGUUAAUUUUGGUAACAUUUGGAGCAUUUCUGUUCUUUAAAUAUGUGUAUUGUUUUAGUUUUUUAAAAAACAGUUUUAAAAGGCACACGGUGAGCUGAUGCCUUGUUGAAUCAUCACUGCUUGCCUUGCCUAAAAUAAAAUCUGUAGAUUAAACAGUAUAAACAUACCAUCACACAUUUAUUAUUACGUUGAAACAUUUUUAUAUACGAUGGUAAUAUCUGCAGGACAGAGGCACCAGCGCAAUCACUUGCAUUUUUUUCAGUGGAAACAAAUAGCCUUUGCUGUCAUUUUUUUCAGAUGAAUACUACAUUAAUUGGAAAUGUAAAUUGUCUACUUUUAUUUGUGCGCAAUCACAAUAUUCAUAAAAUAAAACAAAGAUGCACUUUCAGGAAGAACAGGAGCUCUUCACAAAAAACAACCAAUAAUAACAUCAUAUAUCUAUAGAAAGCUAGAUUUUC